Molecule: messenger RNA, 847 nt
Organism: Arachis stenosperma
Lineage: Eukaryota; Viridiplantae; Streptophyta; Magnoliopsida; Fabales; Fabaceae
Exons: 6
Coding region: 127-672 (181 amino acids)
Biological process (GO): protein folding in endoplasmic reticulum
Cellular component (GO): EMC complex
Source: RefSeq, a predicted model, not a curated record
GUUCGUAAUAAGGAGUAGCGUUUCAGUAAUUGAAGAUUGAAGUUUGGGUUGGAAGCCCUAAUCAAUCAUCGAGAAAGGUCCUCCAUUCUCUUCUUUACUAAAACCACUGAAUCAGUGAAUCAUCGAAUGGAUAAAGGAAAGGGACUCAUGGGAUCCAACGCUCGAAGAUGGGCCGUUGACUUCUCCGACAAUUCAACCUCUCCUUCCUCUCGCGACGUUCCUGAUCCUCCCGGUUUCUCUCGUGCUUCCAUCGAUCAGGACGAUUCAACCCUCAGUCGCCAGAGGAAGGAUGCUGAAUCAAACUGGAAAGCACAGAAAGCUUGGGAAGUAGCACAAGCCCCUUUCAAGAACUUGCUAAUGAUGGGGUUUAUGAUGUGGAUGGCUGGAAGUACAGUGCACCUGUUCAGCAUUGGUAUCACCUUCUCAGCUCUUUGGCAGCCUAUCAGUGCCUUGCAAAGCGUUGGCAAGAUUUUUGAGCCUUACAAAGACAGUAGAGUGGAGCUUCUUGGACCUAAGUUGUUAUUCAUAGCCCUUAAUUUGGGUGGCUUGGCACUAGGUGUUUGGAAGCUCAAUGCAUUGGGGCUUCUUCCUACGCACACAUCAGACUGGGUCUCAUCCUUACCUCCUGCUCAGGAAGUGGAGUAUUCAGGUGGGGGUCUUAAUUUGAGUUGAUGAGAAAUCUCUUGUUCAUCCUAGUGUGUUUUGGAUGAAAUUUAAAUAGAGAAGGACGAGGCUUGCUUUGUUAUUUACGAUAAAUGUAACAUACUCUUGGAAUCACCUGGAUUGGCCAAGGUUUGUAGGAGGCUAUAGUAGUCUGAAUAAUUAAGAAAAAAAUGUUUCUCCUUUA